Peniophora sp. CBMAI 1063 is the source of this 1086-nucleotide messenger RNA. The record is from the annotation of a GenBank genome assembly. NCBI's taxonomy places the organism in Eukaryota, Fungi, Basidiomycota, Agaricomycetes, Russulales, Peniophoraceae.
AUGACUGGUAUGGUGAUACCGGGACCAGAUACGGCUCUGGUCGAAUCCAGCACGGGUCCUGUCCGUAACUGGGCUGCGGCAAAGAUGACAAACCGACAGAUGUACGGCGGGUUGGUAUUUGUCUACACGGGACGCCAGAAGUACCACCUACCCGACCUGCCACCCACAGAGUUGUGCAAAGUGCCCGUUCAACCUACGGACGUCUGGACGCCCAAUUUUGCUGAGGACCACAACGCGCCGUACAAUGCGAGAUACAUUGAUACUAUGCACAACACCCUGAUCAGUAACGAAAAGCAACAGCCAGCAGACAAUCGUCCAUACACAGACCUUGGACUUGAGUUUGGGAGGAAGCGGUUGAUCAAGGUGUUCUCACAGAUGCGCAAGAACAAGAAGGAACAGGGCAACAAGACGCUUCAGGAUCAGGUGGAGGUGCACAAUAGGGCAAAGAUGUGCAAGCGUCACGGAUCACAGCUCGCAGAUACCUUAUGCGAUGUGACAGAUGAAGUCGAACACGAUCUCAACACGUAUGAGGGCUGUCCUGUCAGCGAACCUCCCAUGAGCGGCCUUCAAGAGCUCAUCAAGACGGACUAUGUACCGUCCUGUGCAUCCGACAGUGGCGAUGUCGACCAGAUGGAGUGGGAUAAGCGCAAGACCAUGUAUAUAGCAAAGUACGGGGUCAAGCAGACAAAAGGUGCUUGGGAACUGCGUCCUCCCAGCUGGUAUAGUCCGCAGCUCAAAAGGCUGUACCUCCUACUAAUCAAGAAGGCGCUAGCUCGACAUCAGUUGGAUCCGAAAAAGAAGAACACGGGCCCGACCUUCACGUUUCCCGGAUUCAGUGCGAACAUGUCCAAGCACCUGCCCGACAAGGCACUCUGGCGCGAGGCCGUUAUAUCUGACUGGUUCAAUGAGCAGACGUGCUUCGCUGAAGAUGUCUUGCCUCAUGUUCCUGCGAUGCUGACCGCUCUCCAAGCCAAGAUCCCGGCCAGCUUAUUCAAAGACAUGGACAGGGAGUGGGUAGCGGAUGAUGAGUUGACAGAUGGUGAGGGCGUCACAGACAAUACAGACGGUGAAGAAACGGAGACUUAA